AAGAUCCUUUGUGGUACCUCUCCUCUCUCGCCCUCGAGCUCAUCUCAUCUCACAAUUCAAUUCUCUACUCCACAAACAAAACAGAAACCAUGCAACCCAACAGCAACAACAGCAGUGUCAGUAGCACCAUGUGGGAUAACGACUGGUCCCAAGAUAUCUCCAUGGUUUUGGACUCUUCCGAGCCAUGUUGGUCGGAAGACAUCUCCGACGUUGUCUCACGCUCCUCCCUUAGUACAUCCAUGCAUUCCCUCAGCGCAUCGAUGCACUCCUCCCCACAACAACGGGACGCCUAUGGACAUCGCAUUGCCCGACGAGCUGAACGAAGCCGCAGGCGACACGCUCAAGCUCAAACUAUGAAGUUGAAGCUGCAACGCAGUCGCGGAUCACGAAAUCUGUUUUCAGAAAACAAGAACGAAGAAGUGUCCCAACGACGAUCCUCCGCUGGAUCCUCUACACGAUGAGUUGGUGGCGACGAAAGACCUUCUUUUGACCAUCUCUUCGAGCAGCUCAUCAAAACCUCUCUAUGCAUCCAUUUGAUACCCUUCAAGGAUUUCUUCUCUCCAUAUCCUGUACUUUAGUAGAAUAACCCACUAGCUAGCGAAAACGAUUCCAA
This is a messenger RNA of Seminavis robusta, 613 nucleotides long. The record is from the annotation of a GenBank genome assembly. Lineage: Eukaryota; Bacillariophyta; Bacillariophyceae; Naviculales; Naviculaceae.